Molecule: messenger RNA, 2155 nt
Organism: Acyrthosiphon pisum (pea aphid)
Lineage: Eukaryota; Metazoa; Arthropoda; Insecta; Hemiptera; Aphididae
Product: zinc finger protein OZF
Exons: 5
Coding region: 179-1735 (518 amino acids)
Biological process (GO): regulation of DNA-templated transcription
Molecular function (GO): DNA-binding transcription factor activity, RNA polymerase II-specific; RNA polymerase II cis-regulatory region sequence-specific DNA binding
Source: RefSeq, a predicted model, not a curated record
AAGAUAUCUUUGAUCGUUUCUGGUUUGUUGUUUUCCGCGCGACGGGCACUGUGUGUUAUCAGAAUCAGACUAACUAUCAGAGAUUUCCGAAGUUCCGUCUUUUCGACUGAUAAACGAACUGCCGCCCAUCACCGAACGAUAAACGGUUUUUUUGAGACUACAAAUUCAUCAUCGGUUUAUGUCGGCUGUCGUUCCGUCCACGUCAUCGAAGACAAUGGACGGAGACAGUGAUAGAUCUAUGUCUUAUGAAGAAAAGUUAUUAGCCAAGGAAAAUAUAGAACUGAUAUCAGGAAACGAUGUCAAAGAGGAAUCUUUGGAUAAAAAUUUAAUGUUCCGUAACAUUUUUAAAUGUCUACGCUGUGAACUAACUUUUGAGAAUGAACACCAAUUACAUAAUUGUGUAGCAUUGCCACUUAACAUAAAUAAACAAAAGAAAUUAAAGCGAGUGUUCAAAUGUUCACAAUGUGAUAAACAUUAUCUCUUUCCAUCGUUAGCCAUGCUCCAUUUGAAACGUCAUCAAAAAUACUUGGAAAGGAAAAUAGAGAACACAUGUGAUGUUUGUUUUGCCAAAUUUGAAUCUGCAAAAGAAUUAAAAGACCACUUUGAGGUGAAACACAAUAUUAUUCAAUUUCAAUGUAAUAUUUGUGAUAAAUUAUUCAAACAAGCCAGGAAUUUACAAUAUCAUAUGAUGAGCCACUCCGGAGACAAACCAUUUCAGUGCGAGUUGUGUGGACACAAAUUUACUAGGGCCGAUCAUUUGGUCAGACAUCGAAGAGAUAAUUGUGAUCAAAUGGAAUUUGAAUGUGACUUAUGUGGGAAAAUUUACAAUACUAAAAGAGGUAUAAGAACGCAUUUGAAAGUUCACUAUGACAGUCCAAAACCUGGUGCCAUAUGGGCAUUAUAUACAGAAUCUGGACAGAAAUAUUAUGAGUGCACAUUAUGUAGUAAAACGUUUACUCAAUUUUCUAGAUUCAAGGAACACAUACGAACUCAUACUGGUGAUAAACCUUUUGAAUGUCAAAUUUGUAAUAAAAGGUUUACUUGUCAUUAUAAACUUAAAAUGCAUGGUGAUGUACAUACAAAUGAUAGACCCUUCAAAUGCAAUUAUUGUGAGCUCAGUUUCAAAAAUCGAAGGUACCUUAAUAAACACAUGCACAAACAUGAUGGAAUCAAAAAAUAUCAAUGUAGAAUUUGCAAUAAAGAUUUUCAAUGGUACAAUAGUCUGAAAUAUCAUAUGUCCUCACACUCUGGUGAUAAACCAUAUGUAUGUAUUGAAUGCAACAAGUCUUAUUCACAUCUUAGUACCUUAGUAGCUCACCAGCGGACUCAUAGCGGUGAAAAAAAUUACGAAUGUCAAAUUUGCAAUAAAAGAUUUAGUCAUUCUAACACAUUAAAAAAUCACAUUAUUACUCAUAGUGAAGAUAAGCCAUUCAAGUGUCAUCUGUGUCCAGCUCAGGUUUCUACAUGUGCAUCGCUUAAAAUACACUUGAAUACGCAUGGUGGAGAUUAUCAAUGUAGUGUUUGCGGCAGUACUUUUAUCCAAUUAUCUAAUCUGAGGUAUCAUGAAAGUAAGGUUCAUGGCAAAACAAAUUUUUAUGACUGUGAAAUUUGUGAUGAAAAAUUCACUUCAAAAUCGCAAAUGAAUGAGCAUUUAAGACAUGAUCAUCACAUUCAGUUCACAAAAACUGUCACUGUGUAUGAUGUUGAAUUUAUACAAGGUCUCUAUAAAGAUUGAUAAUAUUGUAUCAAUGUAAUAAUUUAUUUUAUAAAUAUAUCAAGUAUUUAAGAAAAUGUUGAUGGCCAAUAAUCAAUGAUAUUUUUAAAUGUUAUAUUAUUUCACAUUAUGUAGUUAAAUUAGAAAGUCGAUCAUUAUACCUUUUGUCGGGGUUGACUUGAUAGCAGUGUAGUUGCAUAGUCCCUUACACAUUUAAAUUUUCUGUGCCCAGCCUGAAAACUUAACUAUGAGCAUUCAUGGCUGGUUGAAACAUAGUUACACUGUUGAUACGUAUAGUCAAUUUUUAAUAAUUAGUUAUUACUUAUUACUCAUUAACUAUUAUUAUGCAAUGUCAGUUUUAUUAACUAUUUGUUUAUUAUUUAUUUCUGCUAUGAAUUGGUUCUUGAUUGUCUUGAUUAAAUUGUAUUCAUCCAGUCAACC